Exophiala spinifera is the source of this 2697-nucleotide messenger RNA. RefSeq names its product CDP-diacylglycerol-serine O-phosphatidyltransferase. The coding region runs from base 1 to 2697 and encodes 898 amino acids. The transcript has 8 exons. Lineage: Eukaryota; Fungi; Ascomycota; Eurotiomycetes; Chaetothyriales; Herpotrichiellaceae. Gene Ontology annotation, cellular component: membrane. Gene Ontology annotation, biological process: molybdopterin cofactor metabolic process; phospholipid biosynthetic process. The record is from RefSeq and is a predicted model, not a curated record. Gene Ontology annotation, molecular function: molybdenum cofactor sulfurtransferase activity; phosphotransferase activity, for other substituted phosphate groups.
AUGUCUCGCAGAACUGGUACAACCACUGCUGGUCAAGAGGAAACCGAGGUCAAGCCACAGAACAAUGCACAGGAGAAACAGGCCAUGUUGUUGGCUCAAGAGACUGGACAUUUCAGUUUGAUCAGGGCGCUGCAUCUUGCCGACUUGAUCACCGAAAUGAACGGUUUCUGUGGAUUCAUGUCCGUACUGUCAUCGAUGCGGUACUGCCUCUCCGAUCCUCAAGACCUUACAAACUUGUGGUUUGCAUUCUUCUUCAUGCCCUUCGGGCUAUUCUUCGACUUUUUUGAUGGCAAGGUCGCGCGAUGGAGAAAGAAGUCUUCGUUGAUGGGUCAAGAAUUAGAUUCUUUGGCAGACCUGGUUUCAUUCGGCGUGGCGCCUGCUGCUGUUGGCUUCGCAGUCGGCUUUCGAACUACGGUCGACACGUUGUUCCUUUCAUACUAUGUUCUCUGUGGUUUGACUCGGCUGGCGCGCUUCAAUGUGACGGUAGCAAUGUUGCCCAAAGAUAAGAGCGGCAAAUCGAAAUAUUUUGAAGGCACUCCCGUACCUUUUGCCUGCCUCACUGGGUCAAGCAUCCUCGCAGUGUUCACUUGGAUGGGUCUGAUACAUAAUUCAAUACCUUUGGCCACCACCUACCUCGAUCAUGCUGGCACGACUCUGUACGCCAGGUCAUUGAUAGACGCGUACCACCGGGACCUGAGUUCAAACUUGUACGGGAAUCCUCAUUCGGAAAGCCCGGCGUCUUGGCUUGCCACUGGACGGGUUGAAGAUGCACGACUUGCUGUCCUUGACUACUUUCACGCAAGUCCGGAUGACUAUGAUGUCGUGUUUACUGCCAAUGCUACUGCCGCAAUCAAAGUGGUAGCCGAUUGUUUCAGAGACCAAGGCUUUUGGUAUGGGUUUCAUAAGGAUUGCCAUAACAGUCUCGUGGGAGUGCGGGAAAUUGCCACCAAGGGUUCGCACUGCUUUGCUUCCGACGCAGAGAUCGAAGAGUGGAUUGCCCAGGGCACGCCUUCACCUUCAGCAGGUCUCAGGCUCUUUGCCUAUCCAGCACAGUCCAACAUGACGGGGUAUCGACCUCCGUUACAUUGGCCUCGGCGGAUUCGCUCAUCACACCACGACUCUGACCAAUUGAACUUCGUUCUACUGGACGCUGCGUCCUAUCUCACAACCGGCCGACUUGAUCUGAACAACUUCGCAGAAGCUCCAGAUUUCAUUUCCAUGUCUUUCUACAAGAUCUUUGGAUACCCGGACCUUGGCGCCUUGAUAGUCAGGAAAUCAGCACGACAAGCCCUCGGUCAAAGGAGAUAUUUUGCCGGAGGCACAGUCGACAUGGUCACCGUGAUUGGAGGCUCGUUUCACGUGUUCAAAGGGGCAAACGUACAUGACUUCCUGGAGGAUGGCACAGUCCCAUUCCACAACAUCAUUGCGCUCAGGCAUGCUAUCGGGACGCAACGUCAGCUAUUCGGAUCCUCGGCUAACAUCUCAAACCACGCAGCGUAUCUCUCGAAGUUGUUGUUUGACAGAUUAGUCAACCUAAGGCAUGCAAAUGGUCAAACCGUGAUUACUAUACACAAAGAUGAGAGUGCGGUCUAUGGAGAUCCCAGGACCCAGGGACCCAUUGUUGCGUUCAACAUCAAAAAGGCCGCUGGGAACAUCGUCUGGAAAAGUCAUUUUGAGACUCUGGCCAUUGCCUCGGGCUUCCAGCUUCGUACAGGCGGAGUUUGUAAUCCAGGUGGUAUUGCAUCGAUGCUGAAGCUAGAGCAUUGGGAGCUCCGGAGAAAUUACGAGGAAGGUGCCCGUUGUGGAGAUGGCGUCGAUGUCAUUGGUGCCAAAUCGACAGGUAUCGUUCGAGUUAGUCUGGGGGCCAUGUCCACCAUUGGGGAUGUGGAACGGUUUGCGAGCUUCGUGAGAUGGUUCUUCGUUGAGAGUACCUCCCACACGUCCACGACAAGGACUUCUCCUGCAGCUACCUGUAUCUCUCCCUUGGAAGGAUGUCGGCCUAUGACUGUCGACCCUUUGGACCAUGCUGCUUACCAAGUGUGGGACCGCCGGUGGCGCGUUCUCGACGCGGCUACCGGUGAGCAAAUCAACAACGUCGACGACCUCAGUCUGGAGAUUGAAGUCCAAACAGGGGAAUUGGUUCUCAAAUACAACGACAGUCGACUUGUGAUGAGCCUGUGGGAUGUGCCGUACGCAACCGACGACAGACUGAGCACACCGUCACAGCGCAUUUUUGACGACUACAACGACUCCGUGAUCGACGACUGGUUAUCAGAGCGCGUAGGCAUCCGGUGCAAGCUAAGCUACCAGCGACCUCUGGAUCCGGCAUGGCUGCCUGAGGCGACUGCGUGCGCAGUGGCAUCUUGCGGUUGGAGAGGUAGAGAUAAAACCGACCUCGGCGACCACUACAAAAGGCACGCGCGGGCGUUCCUUGCCGCACACCCCUUCGAGAGUCCCCAGACAGCCACCACUCCUGCUGCGACUCCACGGAACUCGAGCUGUCGAAGCCAAGACGCCGCGGCGAGGAAGUGCUGGCCCUUCAAUUUCAGAGCCAUCUUCAACCAGCGCAGCACUCGUGCUCAUCAACGCACAAAGUCCCAGCAGUCACACAAGCUGGACGUUGCCAGUGUGAGCGAGAAGAGCGUCUGUCCAGGAAUGACGCCGCCGUUGGGUCCAGUAGAUCUUGGCAAGCAUUGA